Molecule: messenger RNA, 447 nt
Organism: Colletotrichum abscissum
Lineage: Eukaryota; Fungi; Ascomycota; Sordariomycetes; Glomerellales; Glomerellaceae
Exons: 2
Coding region: 1-447 (148 amino acids)
Cellular component (GO): cytoplasm
Molecular function (GO): protein phosphatase inhibitor activity
Source: RefSeq, a predicted model, not a curated record
AUGAACCCUCUUCAGAAGAACAAGGUCGACGUCUCGUCCCUUUCCCCUGAGGAACAGCGUCUCUUCCGCCUUUACGGCAAGCUCCCCUCUCGCUCCGACCAUUUCGCCAAGCACUUGAAGGACCGCAAGUACUUCGAUUCUGGCGACUACGCCAUGUCAAAGGCGGGCAAGGGUGACAGCGUCGAUACUGGCGCUGUCGGAUCCCAGCACCCCGUUCCCGAGAACAUCCCCCAUCUCUCGAGCCCCGUCAACAACUCCUCAUCCUCCCUUAACGGCAACAAGCACCACGGCAGCAUCGCCGCCGGUGCCCACGCCGGCAGCCCUGUCAAGGAGGCGAGCUUCCUCAACAGAGAGACCAGCGCUGAAGAGGCCGAGCUUAAGGACCAGGAAAACACCUCUCCAGUCGACGGAGCCGCAAAGACCGAGGCUAUCCCUAUCCGGAGAUGA